Messenger RNA from Haemonchus placei, 576 nucleotides. NCBI's taxonomy places the organism in Eukaryota, Metazoa, Nematoda, Chromadorea, Rhabditida, Trichostrongylidae. The record is from the annotation of a GenBank genome assembly.
AUGAACACAUCGGAACUUCAACGCAAGUACGAACGACUACUUCACGCUAUUCCUCCACUACCGACGCCCACGCAGCUUUACAAGAAAAUCGUGGCAACCUGUCGGUACCUUCAUGAAACACUGAGGAACAUGACAACGUUAACUGAAAGAAUCGCCAAUUUACGCAGAUCGGGGGAAGUAUGGAAGGAAUGCAUAGCAGAACUUCAAAUUAUUGAAACGCUCAAGGAGAAACAAGAACUGGAAUUUAUUUUUAUCCGCAUUACGCAAUCCGCAAUUACGCACCUCAUCGCCACUGGAGCCAUCUCAGAGAGCAACUGGCGGGUAAUAAUAACACAGCCACUUUAUGAUGACAGAGAGAAUUAUAUUCUCAUGAAGCAAUCAACAAUCGAGACGGUAAUUGAAGACCAACUCAAGAUUUUAAGCGAACAGCAAUCGCUUCUAAACGAUUUCCGCAGAAUACUCGAGGAAGAAGGAUACGCAGGAUUUCCAGAGAGCCGUCAUCACGUUUUUGGACAAUUGCAAAGUGCGAACAAACGGAAACUGGAAAUGACUGCCAAGGACGCAAUAUGUAGAUGA